Molecule: messenger RNA, 4287 nt
Organism: Arvicola amphibius (Eurasian water vole)
Lineage: Eukaryota; Metazoa; Chordata; Mammalia; Rodentia; Cricetidae
Gene: Slc45a4
Product: solute carrier family 45 member 4
Exons: 8
Coding region: 460-2817 (785 amino acids)
Biological process (GO): transmembrane transport
Cellular component (GO): membrane
Molecular function (GO): sucrose:proton symporter activity
Source: RefSeq, a predicted model, not a curated record
CACCCGUGGCAAAGGAGUCUUUACAGUGGCAUUACUUAACUGUAAUCCUGUCGUUGAGGUCUGUUCUUGAUCCUCUAACCGCUCGAUGGGGAGUCACAGAAGAUCACCUGUGUGUGUCAGCUCCCUACCUCUCUGUAGCAAGAGAAGUGACUGCAGCGCCUCCACAGUCAUGAUGAUGAAACUGGUAUUAACUGAGUGGCCCUUAUGGAUUUUUAACUCUAAUUCACAGUGAGCCAGCAAGCCAUAUGUUUACAGUCCAACCAAAAACCCUUCUGUGUUGCUGCACGUCUCGAGUGAAAAGUUGAGACACCUGUUGGUACAGAGUGGAAUAUAAGAGUCACUUGCCGAGGAGUGCACUUGCAGCAGAACGAGAAGACGUCUUAAUUUAUCCUUGGAGAGAGAUGAUAGUAUUAUUUAUAUAGGUAGAAUAAAUAUAUAUAUAUAUAUAUUUUGGUGGUAAUGAAAAUGGCUCCGCAGAAUGCCGACUCGGAAUCUAUGCAAGUACAAGAGCUGCCUAUGCCCCUACCGGACCCUCAGAAACCCAGACACCCAGAGGCCGAGACCCAAGAGGAGACCAUCAGUGAGGGGUCCAUAGACAGAAUCCCCACACGCCUGUGGGUCAUGCACGGGGCAGUGAUGUUUGGCAGGGAAUUCUGUUACGCCAUGGAGACAGCACUGGUCACACCUAUACUGUUACAAAUAGGCCUCCCUGAGCAGUACUACAGCCUCACCUGGUUCCUGAGCCCCGUCCUCGGCCUCAUCUUCACACCGCUUAUUGGCUCUGCAAGUGACCGGUGUACCCUGAGCUGGGGCCGCCGGCGGCCCUUCAUCCUUGUGCUGUGUGUGGGGGUCCUCAUCGGUGUUGCACUUUUCCUCAAUGGCUCUGCCAUCGGUCUGGCGCUCGGCGAUGUUCCCAACCGGCAGCCCAUUGGCAUUGUCCUCACGGUGCUGGGAGUAGUGGUCCUGGAUUUCAGUGCUGAUGCAACUGAGGGGCCCAUCCGUGCCUACCUGCUGGAUGUGGUGGACAGUGAGGAACAAGAUAUGGCUCUCAACAUUCACGCCUUCUCUGCUGGCCUUGGUGGGGCUGUUGGCUACGUGCUGGGUGGGCUGGACUGGACACCGACCUUCCUAGGUGACUGGUUCCGCACACAGAACCAGGUGCUCUUCUUCUUCGCUGCCAUCAUCUUUUCAGUGUCAGUGGCCCUGCAUCUCUUUAGCAUCGAGGAGGAACAGUACAGCCCACAGCAGGACCGCAGUCCUGAGGAUGCCACCCUGCCCAGCACCAGUGUCCAGCCCAGUGCCCUAGCCCCUGCUAUCCGCCUCAGCUCCCUUGGGGGGGGUGUGCAGGACGGCAGCCCCCCGUUCCCAGAUGAGGUGCAGUCAGAGCACGAACUGUCCUUGGACUACCUCGACGUGGACAUCGUGCGCAGCAAGAGUGACUCAGUGCUGCACAUGCCUGAUGCCACCCUGGACAUGGAGCCUGAACUGCUCUUCCUGCACGACAUAGAGCCCUCCAUCUUUCACGAUGCUUCCUACCCCAGCACCCCCCGGAGCACCAGCCAGGAGCUCCUGAGGGCCAAGCUGCCCCGCCUGUCUACGUUCCUCAGGGAGUCCACCAAGGAGGACGACACCUUGCUUGAUAAUCACUUGAAUGAAGCUAAAGUCCCAAAUGGGAGAGGUUCCCCACCAAUGGAUUCACUCAGUAACCGCUCUAAAGUGGACUUGAAGCCCUCAGUCAUGUCUGGUUCCAUGAGGCGGCGUAGGCACAUGUUCCACAGGCAGGCUUCUAGCACUUUCUCCUACUAUGGUAAGAUUGGGUCCCACUGCUACCGCUACCGCCGGGCCAAUGCAGUGGUCCUGAUCAAGCCAUCACGAAGCAUGAGUGACCUGUAUGACCUGCAGCAGCGGCAGCGAUCCCGGCACCGCAACCAGAGUGGGGCCACCGCCUCCAGUGGGGACACAGAGAGCGAGGAGGGUGAGGCGGAGACCACUGUGCGCCUGCUAUGGCUGUCCAUGCUGAAGAUGCCCAAGGAAUUGAUGCGGCUCUGCCUCUGCCACCUACUCACUUGGUUCUCUGUCAUCGCAGAGGCUGUCUUCUAUACUGAUUUCAUGGGCCGGGUGAUCUUCGAAGGGGACCCCCAGGCCUCCAACUCCACCUUAUGGCAUAAGUACAAUGCUGGCGUGAAGAUGGGCUGCUGGGGCCUGGUCAUCUACGCUGCUACUGGUGCUAUCUGCUCAGCACUGCUACAGAAGUACCUGGACAACUAUGACCUGAGCAUCAAGAUCAUCUAUGUGUUGGGGACGCUGGGUUUCUCCGUGGGCACUGCUGUGAUGGCUCUAUUUCCCAACGUCUACGUGGCCAUGAUCACCAUCAGCACCAUGGGCAUCGUCUCCAUGAGCAUCUCCUACUGCCCCUAUGCCCUCCUAGGGCACUACCAUGACAUCAAGGAGUACGUCCACCACAGUCCAGGGAACUCCAAGCGUGGAUUUGGCAUUGACUGCGCCAUCCUCUCCUGCCAGGUCUACAUCUCCCAAAUUCUGGUUGCAUCUGCCCUCGGAAGCGUGGUCGACGCUGUAGGGACUGUCCAUGCCAUCCCCGUGGUAGCCUCCGUGGGCUCUUUCCUGGGUUUCCUGACAGCCACAUUCCUGGUGAUCUACCCUGAGGUGUCAGAGGAGGCCAAGGAGGAGCAAAAAGGCCUGUCCUCAGGGCCUGCUGGUGAAGGCGAGGGUGGAGCAGGCAGUGAGAAACCCACUGUGCUGAAGCUGUCUCGGAAAGGGGGCCUGCGGGGAUCCGUGGAGACAGAAUCCAUGGUGUGAGCCCCAACUGGCACAUUCCACAGCAGAGGGCAGGUUGGACUGGGGGCUGUGCUUGCCAACACUGUGUAAGCUGGAGUUCCAUCCCAGAGCGCAGUUCAAGUUUAGUAGGUGUUAGGUGUAGGGUAGGUUUGAGCUAUUAGGCAAAAAUAUCACACUAAUUACCUUUCCCACAAUUAAAAAAAUCAUUUGAAAUCUUUUUUUAUUGAAAAAACUUAAUUUCAGCUGUCUUUUAUUCUGCAGGUAUACCAUUUUGCAUGUUUUAAAUUGUGAAACAUUCACAGCAUAGUCAAUAAGCAAUUAGAAAAUGCAAGGGUCUGCAUUUCUAAAACAAUUACUGUAAUUGAACAUGCAGAAGCUCCGACUCCCUUGGUGGUUGUCGUCUAAAGGCAACAGACAGCAGUGCAGUGUCCAGAUUGCCCGGCAGGUGUCUGGGGGCUCCUCAGCAUCCUGCGGGCACUGCCUUGCCUCGGAGCAGUUUUCUCUGUUUAUUUUAGAAACCGUAUUUUCUUUUUUACAACUGUGGUUUUCUUAUAACAGCAUCUCUAGCGAACUGGGCCCGCAGUCCUGUGCACAGCUGUCAGUGCCUGAGACCAUACACCAAAGCUGGGGAAGGGUCCCAGAGUCGUUUGAGCAGGAGGCAGCCAUUCCCUAGGGCAGCCUCCAGACAUCCUGCCCAGAGACAGCACAAAUCAGGACAGGAGUGCAGAAAGCGAAUUCUCAGCAUGCCUCCUGCGUGCUUGUGUGUGAGUUUGUCUGUGUCCAGUCCCUACCCACACGGUCUUCCCCAGAAGACCACAGGGCAAUUGUUGGCUCUGCGUGACACUUCAGUUUGUCUCUACAUAAUCUUUGGGAAUCCAGGCACAGAGCUCCAGGCAAUCACUGACUCCUGAGUCCUGCUGCAAGGCUACCUCGAGAGUGUGGGGAACAGGGCACGUGAGGGUGCCGAGGCCUACCUCCCUGCCACAUUUGUGACAUUGGUCCUCGCUGGAACCUAACUGUAAUCUUGUGACCUCAUCACCUGCUCCUGCUGAUGGUCACCUGAAUGGGAAUGAAGGCAAAGAGAAGCAAGUAUCUGCCUGGGCAGGAGGGCUGUGACUAAAGAGCCCGGCGCAGUUUCCAGUCUCUGCAUGUGAGCAAAACCCGGGCCUCAGGGAAGCAGGCUCCUCAAAUGCUGCAGCUGUGGGAAAAUCCUUUUCAAACCAUGAUCUCUGUUAAAAACUCCACAGUCCUGUCUCUUGGCUUGUGAGACCGUCAGUCUGCGCUCAGGAGAGGGGAGUUCCUCCCUGGAUGAAGUCAAACCUGUGCUCUUGCUGCCUCGAUUGGUGUUUUUAUAUAAAGUACUUUAAAGUGCAUGAGAAUCAUGCUGCAAUAUGAGCAUUCUAAAGCAAAUAUAUAUAUACAUAUAUAUUUCAAGAUGAAAGUAAGCCGUUUUUAAAUAAAUUACUUGAAUUUUCUGUGUAUUCAAAGGAA